AAAGAAAAAAAAGGCUGAUCUCAGAUAUGUUGUUGUGUAAUUUCUGUUACAUAGCACUAUUAGUGUAAUAAAAAAUAAAUUCGAGUGUGAUGACACCUCCUUAUCUUCUGUUUGUUGGCCUUCUCUUUCUUGUCCAUUGUCUCAUCAUUUAGCUCCAUUUAAAUACUUCCAUUUUCCAUCAAAACCCCAAAAAAUGAAAAAAAAUAAAAAAAGUUAACAGUCCUAUCUUAGUGCCCAACAAAACUGUUUCUUUUCAUUUGGUGGGAAACUUGUGAUUUUUCCAAGAAUUUGGAAACUCUCUUUUUUCCAUCUCUUUUGCUUUAAUCCUUUUUUGGGGUUUCCUUUGAAACAAACGGAGAAAUUGAUCGAGCUGCAUGCUUUUCUUGGAUGGAGAAAAAAGCUUUGAGCUUUGUUUGGAGCUCUGGUUUUCUCUCUGGAGGAAUCUUGAAAUCUUUGCAGUGUUGAUGUCUGCUUCUGUUUGUACUGAUCUGCACAAGCCCAUGCCAAUAAUAGAGAUGAUAUAUACAGACUGGAAUCCUUGUCUCCUCAUGUGAAAAGACCAUUCUGCCCCUCCCAAUUCCCCCCAAAUGGCCAAACCAUCCAAAUCCAUUUCCCUCCAAAUCCUAACUGUUUUCUUGAUCUCAUUAUCCUGUUUCAAGCCAUCCCAAAGCCUAAAAUCAGAGGUGGAAGCCUUGCUAGAAUUCAAGAAACAGAUAGUUGAUCCCUUAAACUACUUGGAAUCAUGGAAAGAUUCAGAUUCAGAUUCCCCUUGUAGAUUCUAUGGAGUUCAUUGUGAUCAAGAAAUGGUCACUGGGAUCUCUCUAGACAACCUGUCCCUCUCAGGGCAGAUAUCCCCAUCGCUCUCCGCCUUGCGGGGCCUCGCCUCCCUCGUCCUCACAUCUCACUCGCUAACGGGGCCUCUCCCGGGUGAGCUGAGCAAGUGUUCACACCUCAAAGUUCUCAAUGUGUCUGGUAACUACUUGACUGGCAGCAUACCUGACCUCUCCAUGCUGACCAACUUGGAAUCACUUGAUUUGUCCGUUAACUCGUUCACGGGGCCACUUCCGAGGUGGGUCGGGAACCUGACCGGUUUGGUGUCAUUAGGCUUAGGUUGGAACACUUAUGAUGAGGGUGACAUUCCUGAGAGCAUUGGCAACUUGAAGAGGUUGCAAUGGCUCUUCUUGGCUAACUCGAGCUUGAGGGGCGAGAUCCCUGAAUCCAUCUUUGAUUUGGAGGUGCUAGGCACGUUGGAUAUGUGCAUCAAUAAGAUCACGGGGAGGUUUCCGGCGUCCAUCACCAAGAUGAGGAGGUUGUUCAAGAUUGAGCUGUACACGAACAACCUCACGGGCGAGAUCCCAGCCGGGCUGUCCAAUCUGACCGAUCUCGAGGAGUUUGAUGUGUCGGACAACCAAAUGCAUGGCGUGAUCCCAAAGGAGAUCGGGGGAUUGAAGAAGCUAACCGUGUUCCACUUAUUCAAGAACAACUUCUCGGGAGAGAUUCCAGCGGGUUUCGGGGAAAUGCAGCGGCUCAACGCAUUUUCCAUCUACAAGAAUGCCUUCACGGGCGAGUUUCCACGGAAUCUAGGACGUUUCUCGCCGUUGAAUAGCAUAGACAUAUCUGAGAACAGGUUCUCCGGUCCGUUUCCUAAGUACUUGUGUCAGAACAAGAACCUCCAGAACUUGCUCGCAUUGGGGAACGAUUUCUCUGGGGCGUUUCCUGAUGGUUAUGCUGAUUGUAGCCCCCUGCAGAGGCUGCGGAUCAGCCAGAACCGGCUUAAUGGGGUCAUCCCAGACGGGGUGUGGGCGCUUCCAAACGUGCAAGUCAUGGAUUUUAGUGAUAAUGCUUUCACGGGAAGGAUAUCACGGGGCAUUGGGGCGUCGUUGCAGCUGACGGAGCUGAUGCUGUCGAACAACAGAUUCUCAGGCGAGCUGCCUCGAGAGCUCGGAGGUCUUGCCCUAAUGGAGCGUAUCAACUUGGACAACAACAACUUCUCCGGCCGGAUUCCAUCAGAACUCGGGGCAUUGAAGCAGAUCACGUCGUUGCAUUUGGAAGGGAACGCCUUAUCCGGAUCAGUGCCCGCGGAGUUGGCUGACUGCCCAAGAUUGGUGGACUUAAAUCUUGCUUCCAAUUUACUGAGUGGUGGAAUUCCGAGCAGCUUCUCGAGCAUGGCCUCGUUGAACUCGUUGAAUCUCUCAAGAAACGAGCUAACAGGAUCGAUUCCAAGGGACUUCGACAGGCUGAGGUUCUCAUCUGUGGAUCUGUCGAACAACCGUCUAUCAGGAAGCGUGCCUCCUUAUUUCGUGAUGGUGGCUGGUGACAAGGCGCUUGUUGGGAACGACGGCCUCUGCCUCGAUGACGACGACAACGAGGAGGAAAAAAAGAACAAAUCAACAAACUCUGCCUUGCCUGUCUGUGUUCAUCACAGAAAUGGCCACAAGAGCUUGAUCAAGAGCAAGCUAGCGAUGUCAUGCAUCAUACUGGUCGCCCUCGUUGUCUUUCUCAUUGGGCUGCUGCUCGUGAGCUAUAGGAACUUCAAGAGAGGUGAAGCAAACGGACGAAUGGCAGAUGAGAAGGGUGUGCUCCCUUGGAAGCUCGAGAGCUUCCAACAAGUGGAGUUCGAUGUGGAUGAUAUAUACGAUGUGGAUGAGGAUAACUUGAUCGGGAGCGGGAGCACUGGGAAAGUGUAUCGCCUCGAUUUGAGCAAGGGAUGUGGAACUGUUGCUGUGAAGCAGUUGUGGAGGGGCAAUGGGGUGAAGCUUAUGGCUGCAGAGAUGGAGAUUCUUGGGAAGAUUAGGCAUAGGAAUAUACUCAAACUAUAUGCUUGCUUGAUGAAGGAAGGCUCGAAUUUCUUGGUUUUUGAGUAUAUGUCGAAUGGUAACUUGUUUCAAGCGCUGCACAGAGAGAUCAAGGCCGGGAAGCCGGAGCUGGACUGGUAUCAGCGAUAUAGGAUUGCAAUCGGGGCUGCAAAGGGGAUCGCCUACUUGCACCACGACUGCAGCCCGCCUAUCGUCCACAGAGACAUCAAGUCGACUAACAUACUGCUCGAUGAGGAAUACGAGGCCAAGAUUGCUGAUUUUGGCGUUGCGAAGGUUGCUGAUCAGUCCUCUCCGAGGGGAUCCGAGUGGAGCAGCUUUGCCGGAACCCACGGCUACUUUGCACCCGAGAUGGCCUAUUCACUCAAGGUGACGGAGAAGAGCGACGUGUACAGCUUCGGGGUCGUGCUGCUGGAGCUUGUGACGGGGAGGAGGCCAGUGGAGGAGGAGUACGGGGACGGGAAAGACUUGGUGUAUUGGGUUUCGACUCAUCUCAACAGCCGGGAGGCUGUGAUCAAGGUUCUUGAUCACAAGGCGGUGUCUCAGCUCGUUGAAGACGACGCGAUCAAGGUGCUGAAGAUUGCGACGCUAUGCACGUCGAAGCUCCCGAAUCUGCGGCCAAGCAUGAAGGAGGUGGUCAAGAUGCUUGUGGAUGCUGAGCCUGGUGCCGCCUUGAGGUCUCCAGACAGUGUGGGGAAGCAAGGUUUUUGAUUUGGUUUUCUUGCGUAGAUAGUUUGUAUGGUUUUAGUGUUUUUGAGAUUUUAGGGUGAUUGAAAUCUCACUAUAUAUAUAUAUAUAUAUAUAUAUAUAUAUAUAUUUUAUAUGGAUUAUUAAUGUCUCAUUUUGUAUGAUUUGAACAGAAAAUUUUACUUCUGUAGAUUUUUGAUUCAUGCAGGCAGGAAGUGCUGCUUGGGGUUAUUACUAGUAUUUAUAUAUCGAAUUAAAUAAAUUGACUCUAGGAGCUUGCAAAAA
Messenger RNA from Salvia miltiorrhiza (redroot sage), 3785 nucleotides. RefSeq names its product receptor protein-tyrosine kinase CEPR2. The coding region runs from base 588 to 3524 and encodes 978 amino acids. Gene Ontology annotation, molecular function: protein kinase activity; receptor serine/threonine kinase binding; ATP binding. The transcript has 3 exons. The record is from RefSeq and is a predicted model, not a curated record. NCBI's taxonomy places the organism in Eukaryota, Viridiplantae, Streptophyta, Magnoliopsida, Lamiales, Lamiaceae. Gene Ontology annotation, biological process: protein phosphorylation.